Ylistrum balloti is the source of this 2045-nucleotide messenger RNA. Its product is annotated as KAT8 regulatory NSL complex subunit 2-like. The record is from RefSeq and is a predicted model, not a curated record. NCBI's taxonomy places the organism in Eukaryota, Metazoa, Mollusca, Bivalvia, Pectinida, Pectinidae. The coding region runs from base 95 to 1795 and encodes 566 amino acids. Gene Ontology annotation, cellular component: NSL complex. The transcript has 9 exons.
UACUGAUAUUUAGAAAUGCGGGUGUAUUUAUACGAAAACUGGUGACAUGUGCGUGGUCGACUAGGCCUAGAAGUGGUUACUAAUUUGAAACAAAAUGCUGAAAUCCAAAAGUCAACUUCCAAGCCAGCGACGCCUUCGUCAGCCAGUAGAAGGAGUUUUCUGUAAUUACACUCAUCGGACUUGUAUGCACAACAGAAUUGAUAGCUAUGAUUAUUGCAUCAGACACAUUCUUGAAGACAAAAAUGCACCAUUCAAACAGUGUGCUUUUAUUUCAAGCAAAAAUGGAAAACGGUGUCUGAAUGCAGCACCAAAAGCUGAUAGGAAAGAUGGGUACUGUGCAGAACAUUCACGAAGAGCAGUAUUGCUUCGGCAGAGAUCCACUAGAAAGGCACAACCCAAAGAGACCGCUGAAAGUCUGCUAGAGGACCUGGAUCACUUUAAAGGUGUGCAGGACAGCCGAAGAAUCAAGGGUUAUUCUGACAGUGUGGCCAGCAAAGUCCUAGAGUAUGCUAGUUCUGAGGACUCUGAUGUUGAGCCUCCUUUGGUGGACCAGGCUUGGAGAGGGGAUGGCGACAGUGACCCAGAGAGUAUAGACAGUGAUCAGGAGGACCUACUCAAACAUGCUGGUGUGUACACAGCAGAGGAGGUGGCCCUGGUAAUGCGGGAUAAACUCAUUCGUCUACAGUCACUCUACAUUGACCAGUUCAAAAGACUUCAACACAUCAUGAAGGAAAAACGACGCAAAUACUUGCACACUCACAAACAGGAGAAAGAAUCUCUCGGAAGUUUAUCUGUUUACAAAGAAGGUCCAGAGACGAGAGACAAAUACUCUAAACUAAAGGCCCUCAAGCGAUACCACAAAAGGCAUGGAAAGGAAGCAUUGCUACAUCGUCAGUCAAAGCAGAGGAGAAUCGCUGUGUCUGAGGGGGCCAAUUACCGACCGCCAUCCUAUCCAAAGUGUGUAUAUGUUGAAGAUGGAAAUAAGUGUUCCCACAGAGCCCUGCCACUGUCGAAGUACUGUUCACAACACAUUCUGACUGACCAGUAUCAGGUGUUGUACCGACCUUGUCAGUUUGGUGGAGGUAGGUGUGGUCAGCCUGUGGUCACUCUAGAAGACAAUGCCCGCUGUCCAAUCCACUCCUCACUCAAGGAUAUGGAGACAAGGUUUCCUCUCAAACCUGAGGAGACGGAUGAUGAGCUUGACCUUGAUGAAGCAGAGCUUUUGCCUAAAGACAUCUUGCUACCUCAUCUAGAUGCCUUGCAAGCCAGGGAUGCAAUGGCUCAUCAUCUUUUGUCCAAAAACCCGGAACUUCCAGAGUCAAUUUUCUCUGGUUCAGAGCCCGAUGACCAUCCCAUGUCCUUUGGACAAGACUCAUUACAGAACCUGAUGCCUUCAAAACAUUUAAUUGACUCUGAUCUCAGUAUCAAAAUUCAUCUUGACCAACAACAGUCUUCUUCAAAUAUGUCAUCUGCUUCUUCAUCAUCAUCUCCCUCUCCCUGGUCAGAUGACACCAAAGAAGAAAAGAAGGUGGCAUAUGGACCACUGUUACUUCAGCACUUGCAGGGGAAGGUAGACCUUACUAAUCUUCACAAUCGUCCACGUGUGUGUUUAGCUACAACUAGUCCCAGACCAACCACAAGUAGUACUAUUGCAUCAACACCAGAGUCUGUUGUAACAUCUGAGGUGUCUGUAUCAACUCCUCUCUCCACCACAUCAUCCACGCUCACUGCAAGCUCUUCAGAGAAUCACAAUGGCAAUGAACUCUCACAAAAUGGUGAUAGCAUGGAUAUAUGAAGUAAAAGAUUCAAACCAAACAGGAAAAUUAAAAUAAAUGAAAAAAAUAAAGGACUGAACUGGGCAAUCCUCUUAACUUAAUAAAAAAAGUUGUGAGAUUACCAAACUUACAUGUACACUACCAUAAGAUGUUCAUUGUGCUAUAAUAGAUACUCUGUUUACAGACAAUGCUGUCUGCCUUCAGAUAUUUUACUAUAUUUGUUAUUUGUUUACACUGGAUUUUGUUGACAUUAAAUUAAAAUUUUGAUUU